Uloborus diversus is the source of this 3926-nucleotide messenger RNA. Its product is annotated as sodium-coupled monocarboxylate transporter 1-like. The transcript has 15 exons. Bases 108 to 2009 code for a protein of 633 amino acids. The record is from RefSeq and is a predicted model, not a curated record. Gene Ontology annotation, cellular component: membrane. Lineage: Eukaryota; Metazoa; Arthropoda; Arachnida; Araneae; Uloboridae. Gene Ontology annotation, molecular function: symporter activity. Gene Ontology annotation, biological process: sodium ion transport; transmembrane transport.
UAUUUCAAACACAGCGCUUAGACAGUAUGGACAACCUGUAAGACAGUUAUACCAGAACUUAUAAAAACUCAAUUUUUUCUCUCGUUUCCUGCACAAGCAUCAUCACCAUGACGACCUAUACUUCUAGAGAAGAACUUUUAUCCAGGUUUACUGUGGCAGAUUAUGUUAUUUUUAUUGCCAUGCUUUGUGUUUCUGCUGCUAUAGGAGUGUAUUAUGCGUGUACUGGUGGAAAGCAGAAGACAACAAAGGAUUUUUUCAUGGGAGGGCAGCAGAUGGGUGUUUUUCCAGUUGCUAUGUCCAUACUGGCUAGUUUUAUGUCGGCUAUACCAAUGUUGGGUAUACCGGCAGAAACCUAUCUGACAGGAACACAAUUUUGGAUGGUCGUCGUUGCUUAUUGCUUUAUGUUCCCAACAGUUGCUUACAUCUUUAUGCCAUUAUUCUACAAUCUUGGUCUAUCCAGUAUUUAUGAGUACCUGGAGUUGAGAUUUCGAAAACCAGUACGAACGAUAUGCUCAACUAUUUUCACUAUACAGAUGGUGUUUUAUAUGGCAAUUGUGAUGUACGCUCCGUCUCUAGCUUUGUCGCAAGUGACGGGCUUGAAGGUAUGGUUCUGUGUUCUUUCCAUUGGAAUCGUUUGCACAUUCUACACUACUAUAGGCGGAAUGAAAGCCGUCGUUUUAACUGAUUUAUUUCAAGUGUUUGUCAUCUUUGGUGCAAUGUUAGUUGUAGUCAUUAAAGGAUCUGUUGACAUGGGAGGGUUUAGCUAUGUUUGGAGCAAAAGCUCUGAAGGUGAACGGAUCGAAUUCUUCAACUUUGAUGCUGAUCCCACAGUUCGCCACACGGUUUGGAGUUUAGUUAUUGGUGGAUUUUUCACAUGGCUUUCUAUAUAUGGUGUUAGUCAACCAAUGGUGCAACGUUAUUUGACAAUAUCGAAUAUUAAAGGAGCUAGAAUAGCAAUAUGGUUGAACUUGCCUGGUCUUGGAACAAUUGUUUCUGUAACUACAUUAGCUGGUUUACUGAUAUACUCAAAAUACCACGAUUGUGAUCCAAUAAAAACAAAACAAGUUAGCGCGCCUGAUCAGUUGCUGCCGCUUUAUGUUAUGGAUGCUCUUGGGACAAUGCCUUGCCUACCCGGUGUCUUCGUCGCUGGUAUAUUUAGCGGAGCAAUAAGUACUGUAUCAUCUGGGGUUAACUCUCUUGCUGCAGUUACUCUUGAAGAUAUUGUCAAGUCUUAUAUCAAACCUGAUAUAUCGGAAAAGUGGGCUACAAGAAUGGCUAAAAUUUUAGCUUUGUCUUAUGGCGUAGCCUGCAUCAUUCUGGUUGCGGUCGUGGAAAGAUUGGGAGCAAUCUUGCAGCUCUCUCUUAGCGUUUUUGGUGUUAUCGGCGGACCAGUUCUUGGAGUGUUUGCUUUAGGAAUGUUUUUUCCGUGGGCCAACUUCAAGGGAGCAAUAACUGGAUUAAUAACUGGAAUAAUCGCUGUGCUUUGGAUUGCGGUUGGAGCGUUUCUGAACAAAGCACCGAAAAAUUUUGCCCCUUUCUCCGUUGAAGGCUGUCCAGAUUUAUAUUACAAUACGACCGGAACUAUGUGGAAUGAAACUUUACCUACAAGUAUUCAAUCAUUGCCAAAUAAGAAUGAUAUAUUUUUCAUGUAUCGAAUAUCCUAUAUGUGGUACAGUGCAAUUGGGUGUGCCUUAGUCAUUAUUAUUGGUCUCAUCAUUAGCUUUUUAACAGGGGCUCAUGGUAAAGAUGACGUCAAACAAGAUCUCAUUAGCCCGCUCACUCGAAAGGUGUUAGCUUUAGUCACGAAAGUUCGGCAUAAUAAGUCAGUAUUCCCAGUGGAAAUGGUGUCCAAUAACAAUAUCCGGCCACCAAACUAUAAACCAGAGUCUAGGGAUAAAUCCGUGCAGAAUGAUGGUGUUAUCAACAUCGCAUAUGUAAGUGAUACGCAUGCGCCAACAGUGGAUAAGUUCACAAGAACGGCGUCUUCGAUCCACGCUGCAAGACUGUGAUAAGUUGAAUCAUUUUUUGAAUCUCAAAUCACGCAGCAACAGAAAUCUCAGAAUCGUUUCGUAGCGGAAAUGAUGUUAUAGAAAUUUGUCGUCCACAAUAAAUUCGCAUACAAACACUUUUCAAUGACAAAUGAAAAACAAAACAAAACAAAAAACAACAUUGAUGUGUUUUUGAAGAUUUUUGCUAUGGGACUAUUGGGCUGCAUUCUCUGAAAAGAAAGUUUUAGAUGUGCACUUUUGUAUGUGUGUGUGUUUUGUAACUGGUACUUAUCAUCGCAAAAUUUGUAUUAUUUUAAAAUUAAAACUGCAAUGGUGAGAGAGUUGAAACAUUUAUACAUUUUUUUGAGACCAGUAGAAAAUGUCUUGAUUAUUCUAGAAAAUGCAUGCUUAGUGUUUUGAUUUGCAUACUUGCCUUUAUUCAAGCGGUAAAGUUUCAUAAUAGCAAGCUGGAUUUAUUUUUUCAAAUUUAUUUUAUAAAUUUCUUUGGAGAUUGGUGCAAUGAAGCAUGGAGGUUUAGAGUGUGUUUUGCUCGGAGGACCGAUUCUCAUUAUUUAUUUCGCUUUGAAGUUUCACUUUAUUACUUAUUUGGUUACGUGCAUACUAAAAUAAAUUUGGCAAGCUUUUCUUAAUCUAAUUGAAAAUAAUUAUCAUGAAAGUGAUAUGAAUAUCAUUGGAAACAAAAUGGUUUUGAAACUGAAGCAGAAUAAUGUCACAAGUCAAUUUAAUUCCAAAACCUUGUACUUUUCAGCUAUAAUUCUUAACAAUUCUCUACAUUUGCUUGAAAGCUGGUCUCUUGUGAUUUAUAAAUUUGUAAAAAAGACGAAUUGAUGAGAAACAUGCGAUGUUUUUGUAUUUUAUCCACCGAUCAUGUCAUCAAGUUUUUAAAUGUUCAUCAUGUAAAAUAUUUUAAGAGAAUAUCGUAUUUUAAAAAUAUUUUUCAACUUUACUGAAACCGAGCUUCUUUCGAUAAUUUUUCAUAAAUAUGGAUUGAUUUUAACCGUGGUAAAUACUUUUGGGUUUUUAAAAUUCAUGUUAAGGCCAAUGCUGCGGGAACUCUUUCAGCCACUGCUCGAAUAUUUUUUCAUUAACUCAUAAGUUUGUGGUACGAGUACGAGUAACUGAGGGAAAAGUUGAUAUUAUGCUUAAGAACAUUCUCAGACUGCACACGUAACGUUUAAACGUUUUAAAAUGGCCGUCACAACGUUGACAACCGUUUUAAAAUAUUUAUAUAACGUAGUGUGCUGCUACCUGUGUUAUCAUUGGAUUUCAAAAGAAAAAAAAAAACGACAACGUGAAGCACUUUGUUGAUGUCUCCAAAUGAUUGCACUGUUUCUGAAGCUUUUCCCUUUCGUUUCGCAAGAACAAAAAAACUCGAAGGGACGCGUUUACCCAGUGUAAUAAGAUAAGAAUAUUAAAUGAUAAAUUCAGGUGAAGUAAAAAAAUAAUUGGCAAUCUAAUUAAAGUUAAAUCGGAAUGGUGAAAAAUAUUUCAGAUUAGUAGUUUUCAAAGUUUGAGUGUUAACGAGUUUUGUUAUAAUCAUUUUUGAUGAAUUUAUUAUCGUUUUAAAAUCCUCAGUGAUGUAUUUUGUGUCUGUUAUGAGAUUAUAUGUUUUAUUAAUGUCUAAUUUAAUGUGUUACUUUUUAUAUGUAUAGGUAGCUACUAUUUAUGUUUUAUAUUUUAUCGAAAUUUUUACAGUAGUAAUGCAAUAUAUACGUAGUAGUUUGAAAUCAUAACAACAAACAAACAAACAAACAGUUGAACGUUAAUGUAAUAAUACAAUGUAAGACAAAACAUUAAAAAUUAAAAUUGAGAUUAUGUUAUUCAUUGUCAAUGUUGUUCUGAAGUAGGUUAAUAUUUUGUAUGAUCUAAUAUUUCUCUUUGUAUGAAAUUGUUUAAGUACGACUUCGUGUAAUGUUU